Messenger RNA from Macrosiphum euphorbiae (potato aphid), 678 nucleotides. The record is from the annotation of a GenBank genome assembly. NCBI's taxonomy places the organism in Eukaryota, Metazoa, Arthropoda, Insecta, Hemiptera, Aphididae.
AUGUUGGACCCGACACUCGAGAGACUUUCGGCGUCUCCGUUAUCUGUAUUGUUGUAUGUCCCAUUGCUGCUACAAGUGACGGUGAUUGUAGUUUCUGGUCAAGGACAGGAUGCGACAUCGGGUCAGUGUAAAUGUGUACCAUACUAUUUGUGCGGAAACGGAACGAUUGUUACGAGUGAUAAAGGAUUAAUAAGCCCAAGGUUUAGAAGAGAUUUAAAGUGCCCUGAUAUCUUGCACGUGUGCUGCUCUGAAUCAAUGAUAUUAGAAAAGCCUCAAGAAAAGGAUAUGAUUAUCGAUAAGAUGAUUUGGGAAAUGUUUCCUACACCUAAACCUCGAACCACGUCAUCGGAUAUGUGUAAAUGUGUACCAUACUAUUUGUGCGGAAACUUUAUGAUUGUUACAAGUGGUAAAGGACUUAUAAAUCCAAGGUUUGGCGGAGAUUUAAAGUGCCCUGAUAUCUUGGAGGUGUGCUGCAAUGAAUCAAUGAAAUCAAAAGAGACCUCAGAAAAUGAUGUGAAAAGGAAGAAUCUCGAUAAGGCAAUUUGGUCAGUGUUUCCUACACCACCACAUCCACCACCACCAUCAGAUCGGUGUACAUGUGUACCACACAAUUUAUGCAGAAACAAGAGGAUUAAAAUAGCAACUAUUAUAGACAUUAGGUAUGUCUUAUCACAAUAA